Messenger RNA from Neodiprion virginianus, 5417 nucleotides. It is a transcript of the gene dysc, whose product is annotated as whirlin. Gene Ontology annotation, molecular function: protein binding. Gene Ontology annotation, cellular component: stereocilia ankle link complex; stereocilium tip; cilium. The record is from RefSeq and is a predicted model, not a curated record. The coding region runs from base 922 to 3675 and encodes 917 amino acids. Lineage: Eukaryota; Metazoa; Arthropoda; Insecta; Hymenoptera; Diprionidae. The transcript has 16 exons.
GAAGUUUGAGGUAUGAGGGUGGGUAGGCGGCCACACUUAAGUGUGCGGCCUGGCUGGCAGUGCCAGUUGUAGAUCAGCCUUGGCCGGCUGUUGGAAAUGCGGGAAUAUUAUUUACAUCCGGUAUUUGGAAAUCGUUCUGUUUGUUGUUAGUGUUGUUGCUGUUCGUGAUUUUUUUUCUUUUAAAUAUUUGUGUCGUGUCGAGUUACAAUUUUUCCUCCAAUAUGUCGUUCUCAUUCCGCUGCAGUGUGCAAGCAGCCUUUAGCCUACUGUAAUAAUUAACUCUUCUUGCUAUUUCCGUCUCAUACGUCGUUUUGUUUAUCAUUUUUUCUUCUUCAUACAUUGAGAAAUCUAUCACCACCUUGAAAAAAAAAAGAAAGUAUUAUAUUCCGAGGCGGGGGAUAGAAAAACUUGAUAAAUGUCGAUGUGAUAAAAUAUCAUCAUGCUGAGAAACGUAAGUGCAUUGAUAAACUUGUCGAGCUUUGCUUGGAUUAUACGAAUAUGGUGUGAGAAUAAACGCGUAUCAAAAAACGGACGGAGGUAAAAGGAAAUAGAAAAAAUUACAGCAAGAAACGGUUGGAACAGCAACAGCUCAGGUUAAUGUAUACAUAUUGAACACGCGUGCAGUGCCACCCCGUCUGAACCACGACCCGCCACGGCGGCCCGAAGACCUUGGUGCCAAUAAUAAUAUUUCACUCGGCACCCUGUCGACGAGCCAAAUAACCCCACAUCGCCUGACCCCAGGAUUUGGUAGUGAAUUUUCAAAAAACAGCAAGACGUGAAAACAGUGAGACUGAAAAAGGAUCAGGGGAUCUGAUGUGGAAGAGAUUGCGGAAACAAAAGUUUUGUGCCGUAGGCCUGCGGAUGACCUUUAUCUCUGUUACCCUGAAACGAGGCAUGACGAGAGCCUGAGACGUCAUCGUCAUGGCUAGCAGCACGGAGGAUUACGGCUCCGAGUUACAGGAACUGCAGUGGGGCGGAGGAAGCGGAUCCAACUUCCUGAGGAGUGGCUCCCACUUCCUAAGAACGGGAUGCUACGAGGCGGAGGACCUCGAAUCGACGAGGCAUCAGACCGGCCAAAACAGGGGCUACUACAGUCCACCGGGUACCAGUUAUACAAUAGUCGAAAGGCCCCCGAGCGCCCCGCACCAUCAUUCGACCCACACGACACCUUACCGGAAACGGGGACAUGGGGGAGGCGGAAGCGGAGCGAUCUCGCCGGAGCAAGUGCUCAGGCUCUUCGGCAACGGUGUCAACGAGAAACGGCAGACGGACAGACGGACGCCGGCUUCGAGUCCCGCCAGCGUCGCGGCGCUUCGGAAUUCCGCAAGCCAGUCUGGACAGCAAAAUCUUCAAACCUCCCCACCGCCGCCGCCCCCAAGCCUCCAGGAACUCACCGUGAGGACCAUCACCAUGGCCAGAGAUCCUCCUGACUCGCAUCACGGCUUUGGGAUCUGCGUGAAGGGAGGUAAAGACGCUGAAGUGCAGUCAGGUGUCGGUGUAUAUAUUUCACGUGUCGAGGAGGGUUCAGUUGCCGAACGAGCUGGACUCCGUCCCGGUGAUACGAUUCUUGAAGUGAACGGUAUCCCGUUCCGUGCAGUGACCCACGAAGAGGCUCUCAAGAUGCUUAAAUCCUGCCGGACGCUUAGCAUGACGGUUCGCGGGCCCGCAUUGGACCCUCGAUGUCGAGGGAGUCAUCCCGGGUGGACGGCUUCCGGUCGGCAGCAAUCCUGCAGCUGGAUGGACCGCCAGGGUCGCCCUGCUUCCCCACCUCCGUUGCACAGCCGAGACGGCCGCUACGCGGCCCAUAGAACGCGGAAAGUCGAGCUCUGCAUCGAACCUGGACAAUCCUUGGGACUCAUGAUUAGAGGGGGUCUAGAGUAUGGUCUGGGAAUCUACGUUACCGGCGUGGACAAGGACAGCGUCGCGGACCGAGCGGGACUUCUGAUUGGGGACCAAAUCAUCGAAGUCAACGGUCAGAGCUUCGAGGAAGCGACCCACGACGAGGCGGUCCAGAUACUGAAGACGAACAAGCGCAUGAGUCUGGUCAUUAGGGACGUCGGAAAGGUUCCUCACUCCUGCACAACCAGUCAACCCGUCGUCGUUCCUCCGUCUCGGUACCAGGAGCACGAUCCUCUUCUUCUGGACAGUCCGGCCAGCCAUGGAAAUCAUCGGCCGCCCAGUCCGGGAACCGGCAGUACCGAGUGGAGGAAUCGCGCUCUUCAUUCAGCAACUGCCGCCAUGGUGGAAGAGAAGGCCAGGGUAGUCCUCGCCAGGAGUGAAAGAGCUGCACUUUCACAGCUUCUUGGCGACUACAGGAGUCGUCGGCUGACCAUCGAGGACCUCGUUGCCAGUUUGGGCGAUCUUUUGAACACUCAUGAAAAGCUCACGCUUCUCACCGAGCUCAGGGAACUCGUUGACGGAAAGGAUCGUGCUGCCUUUGAUGACCUCGUUUACAGACCAAGGACCAACGUUACUCUUGCCAGGAGGAAAGGUGAUAGGACGCAUUCUGAUCUGGUUGUGACACCGUCGAUUCACGAUCUUCCGAGAGGGGGCGUUGGUGGCGUUGGCGGUAACGCCACCGGAAGUUGUUGCCGACCUGCGAGGCUCGUGGACGUCGAAGGAGAUCCCCUAGGAGUAACGGGACCUCUUAUACCAAGGGAAGGCCAGGGGGAGUAUAGGUCGCCGAGUGAGGACAGCGGUCUCGGAGCAGACAUGCCCAGGAGCAGAGCUGGCUGCAGACGAAGCCAACAGCACCAAGUCGCAACUUCAGACCUCGCCCUCUCCAACGAUGACGAGUGCGAUAAUCAGGACUACGAGGACGAGGCUGAAAAUGACAGAGGACGAAGGCACAGCUCACCUGGAGGUUCCCGAGGGAAUACCAGAGAUUUUGGACACCAUCAUUUGCACGCUGACAAUUUGGAGAGCGAUGGCGGUUGCGAGGGUAGCGACUCCGAGAUGAUGGGAAAUGGGAGACGCGGCGAGAGGGAUCGCGAAGAGGAUGAUGAGGACGAGGAGGGCAGGGAGGAGAGGAACUCGGAGAGUGGCGGUGGGGGUUUCGGUGGGUGGAGAAACCACCUUCUCGGUGGCCUUACGCAGCGCGUCAAGUCCUGGUACUGGGGCGCCAGGCCCCUAUUAACACCUUUACAGGAACUCGCGCACAAACUAUCUCGCAGCUUCGAUAUGCAGGAGGCACAGUUGCUGGAGGAAGUCGGCUCCGGAAGUGGGACAAACGGCAGCGGAGGAUCCGGCCGUCCUCCGAGACGUCAUCACAGCGCCCAGCGGCUUGCCCGAGGUGACAUGGCAACCGGAAGAGAGGACGAUGGCGCCCUCGUCGUGCCGGACCACCAGGGGAACCUUCGCAUCACCGUCAGGAAGACAAAAUCGAUCCUCGGAAUCGCUAUCGAGGGUGGCGCCAACACGAAACAUCCCUUACCCCGAAUCAUCAACAUUCAUGAUAACGGGGCGGCUUUUGAAGCUGGAGGACUUGAAGUUGGCCAAUUGAUCCUUGAAGUGGACGGACACAAAGUACAAGGGCUUCAUCAUCAAGAAGUGGCACGACUGAUAGCAGAUUCGUUCGCACGGAGAGACCGCAACGAGAUCGAGUUCCUAGUCGUCGAGGCGAAGAAGAGCAACCUCGAGCCAAAACCAACAGCGUUGAUAUUCCUGGAAGCGUAGCAAGAGUCCCCCACCUCUGAGCCAGAACCUCCCUAGCUCUAAAUAUCGAACGACGAGUGCUAUAACGUGUACGAAAAUCUCCUGGGUGAUGAAAUUUCGAAAGAAGAAAGAGGAGUUAAAGAAACAAUAUAAAAAAAAAAAAUUAAUCGAAAUCGAAUCACACCGGGGAGAAAUUCAGAAUAAAAUUCGUUGAAAAUGUUCACUCGUUCAGAGAAUAACAUCAUCAGAGCUGGCCCAGGUGGUGGGACUGCAUGAAUAAAAUAAUGGUGUAACUAUGUAAUCAUUAGGUGAAUUUAAUAUUACACGGAAAUUAAUAUAUGCAUAAUAUAUUCUAAAAUCUGCACUGAAUAUGUUAUCUGUUAUGUUUAUGUGAUUACGAAGAGGUCAAAGGAAAACUGAAAGAAAAUGUUCGAAGUAGUGCACUGUGAGGUUAGAAUCGAACUACGGAAAAUCAAGAAUCUUAUUUACGGACGAUUUUGAAAUUCCACACUGGGUCUAUGGACUGGAAAAAUAAACGGAAACGUGAAUCGUCAUAGUGUGGCAGCCUAGAAAAAAGGAAAGAAAAAUGGCAGAGAAGAAAUUAGCAAUAGCGUCGCAACAGAACAGCCACGUUCUCCGCCUUGCGAUUUUACCUCACGCGUUUUUUCAAUUACACCAAUAAUUUGUAGCGAUCUUAGUUCCAGUAGCUUCUCUGUUGUUGAAAUUAUUGAAAAAAAAGUUUGUCUUUCGGAUUUCGGAGCAUCGAUUUCUCAAUCUUGGAUUAAAACAUAACGCUUCUCGCUUAGGUUCGUAAUCCGAAAUACCAAUUUCCCGACAUGCUACCAAAAAUAUAACCGUUUAUCGAUCGAACCAAAUUAUCGCAAACACCGUUGAAUGUGCAAAAAACAAGGUAGCGAAAAAACUGAGAAAACAUCCAACAUAUUAUAGUUGAUCGCCCCGGAUUAUUAUCAGUAUUAAAAAAGGUUUAACAUAAUAUACCUAUGUAUAGUAUAAGAGAUAAAAUUUAAGCGAGGUACAAUUGUUGUUGCAUGAUAAAUAUAUAUGAUACGUUUUACCAAUUAUCAACACAACUUCUGAAUAUCAAAAAAUUAACUUCAACAGUCUACAAAUUUCAAAUGAUAGUGAAGCUCAUUUCCUGUCAUCCAGAAGUUGCGCUGAGAAUAGGUCUAGUUAUUCAUAUUUAUUCAGAUAGUGUGCCAAACAAUCGCGAUGUUUUCUGUAAACGUGGGAUAAACCUGUUUAUUAUUAAUACUAUUAUUACACAAUUGAUAUAAAAUGAUGAAUAAUAUUAUACUUGUACGAAUAAGAAUAAUAUAAAUAAUAACAAUAACAUACAACGUAAUACGUAAACUGUGAAAUAUAUACAUAUAGAUUUAUAAUAUAAUAUUAUAUAUUUGGACACAAACAAAUUAUACAUCGUAUGUACCUAUCAGGCGUUCAAUUAGCCAUAGAGUCACCGGAAAAAUACAAGUGUACGAUGAAGUAAUCAUGCAGCAGAGAAAACCAACCGUGAUUUAAUAUUAAUAAAAGUAAAUAUAUAGUUAAAUUAAUAAAAUAUUUAAUAAUUACAUACCGAGUGAAACAAUACAUUAUAACUGUACACACAUACCUAAAACUGAUAUAAACAAUAUAAUAGGUAAUAUUAUUACUGUUGACAAAUGUGUUACAGAAAAUGUUGAGAAAAAAAAGUUGAAAAAAUGUAUUGAUAAUAAUAAUGACAUACAAUAUGGUUGAACUGAAAA